This is a messenger RNA of Musca domestica (house fly), 354 nucleotides long. RefSeq names its product serine protease grass-like. Gene Ontology annotation, molecular function: serine-type endopeptidase activity. NCBI's taxonomy places the organism in Eukaryota, Metazoa, Arthropoda, Insecta, Diptera, Muscidae. The transcript has 2 exons. The record is from RefSeq and is a predicted model, not a curated record. Bases 1 to 354 code for a protein of 117 amino acids. Gene Ontology annotation, biological process: proteolysis.
AUGAACAAUAUGCAAUACCCGGUUGGGGAAGAACCGAAACAGGUUGGAGCUUCUUCGGAUGUUCUCCGCGUUGAUUUUGCCACAUGUCAAAAUUAUUUGAGACCAUUUGGCCUCACCUAUGAGCUGAAUAGUACUCACAUCUGCGCUGGAGCUAAAAAUUUGGUUGAUACUUGUAAAAGUGGUUCGGGCGGGCCGCUGGGUUACACCGACAUCUACAAUGGCUCGUCUCGGCUUGUGCAGUACGGUGUGGUAUCGGUUGGGGUUUCGAAUUGCGGCGAACGAAAUGUACCGGGAAUCUAUGCCAACGUCUCUCAUUAUAUGCAAUGGAUAACAGAUCACGUAAGGCCAGAGUAA